CACACACACACAUCACGGCAUUAUCAAUUCUCGCGAGCCAACCGAUGGUCGCCUCUCUGUAUUCCAUCUGACGCACCCCACAAGCACACCGAGAACAGCAUUGAACAAUGUCGGACACGGAAGGCCAUGCUGCAGCGGCAGCUCCAACGCAACAGCAUCCCGAUACUGGGGGCAAGUCGUUGGCAGCGGUGGGCGAGCGUGCACGCUACAAGUCAUACCGCAAGAAGUAUCGCAAGCUGCGGCACAAGUUCGAUGGCGUGUUGGAGGAGAACAAGAGGCUGUUCAAGGAAGAGCAGAAGAUGCUGGGCACUGCACGCCGAUUGCGCGAGGAGCUGGAUUCCGUCUUGGAGGUGCUGCUUGAUUUGAACCAGAACCAGGCCCUUCCCACCGACUUGCGAUUCGAUGUCUCCCUCGAGAACGAACACUCGGCCGUCGCCAACAUACCAAGCGUUGUCGAUAGCAAUAUCAGCCCCACAGAAGCGAAUGCGCUCUUGAUGGAGUACACGACUGCUGUUCAAAACGGCCAGAUCCCCCACCUUGACCUGCAUGUUAUAAGAGAACAGAUUGACAAGAAGCUUGCGCGACAAGGCCUUCUUUCGCUGGACAAACUUGAGGAGGAGGUCUCGCAUGCACGUCCGUCCCUCGAGAAGCCAUUGCCAAGCGACAUCAAACCCGACAAUGCCUCAAGCUACUUGACAUCUCAGGAAGAAGAUGACUAUCUGCUUCGCCUGGACGCGACCCUUGGUGACCCUGUUGCUCAAAUCAAGGAGAAGGAGCAUGCUGAGGACAUCAAACACUGGGCUGACAUGACACCUCGUGAAGUCGAGCGACAAACAGAGUUGCAAAAUCCGCAGAGUCAACACAAUUGGUUAAAGACACAUGCAAAACAAUCAGGACCUACUGCGGAUAUCGACGACAACGACAGUGUGGAUGUGAAACCUGCUCGCGGAGCUGGCGCAAAGCGUAACCUUGCCAAACAAGUCGGCGACAGAUCUCUUGGACGGGCGAGGGAAGGUGCUAGCCCUGCUGCUUCCUUUGUUGAUGACGACGAAUUUGGGAGUUUCGUGGACGAUCAUCCUAAGAAGCGCGGACGUGAUCCAGACAGUACGUACAGGAUCAAAGGAGGCAAAGGCAGUGCCACAAACGGCAAAGGAAAACGCAAGCGCAGCGACGAAACCCCGAACGGAAGUACUAAGAAGGCUCGAGUGGAAGAAGAUUGAAGUCGUUCAGCAUCGCAGCAUUCUCCAAUAUCGAGACAUUCAAAAGCAUCAAGCGGAAGUGCCGUUUGUCUAUGGCAUGAGUUGGCUUGGCCUUGUAGCACGUUCCAACCACGCUAUGCUUGCAGGUUUGGGAGAAUUACGGAACGGUUCAUCCAUUGCCAGGCAGCGAUAUGUCGGGGACGGCAAAGCUGUCGAACCUGGUGUGAUACGUGGCCGCGCUAUGGGCGCCGUCGCAGGUCAGACCAAUACUGUGUCUACUCCGCGACAGAAUCAGGCGCAUCGCUCGAUGCAGCCAGUGUGUACACUCAUUUGAGGUCUGGGCCUCCCCUCAGGACGCGAGAAAGGUCGGAGCACCAUUCGUGCAGACUUGACAAUAACCAGACCGGCGCCGUGGAGGAUGCCGCGCCUCUGAAGGUUUGCUGUGUGCCGUGCGGCAAAAGCCAGCGAAUCCACAGUUCAUGGAUGCCAUGUACUAUGUAGAACACGCAAACACAUUGAUGUAGCGUCCAAUAAUAUCAAUCUCGCCUCAGGUGGGCGUCAUUCGCCUGGGUGUUUAUCAGCUUUCUCCACAUAUUCGAGGUGUGCCGGCCAUGGACAAUAAAGUAUCAAGCUACCAUGAUAGGUCUAAACAGACCCGAGUCAAUGGACACGGCACCUUUUGACUUCAAGGUUUGACGACUGCCGUAGCAUGGCAUGAAGCUGGGGAGCGCAAGGUAGCGGACAAUGCGUUAAGCUACUAAGGGCACGAUACACAAUUGUGCUCCCACAAUUGACUCAGCGACAGUGAACACGUACGACAUCAAUCAUAUUGCUCAUCUACAGACUAUUCCGUGGACUCCGGCAGAUUUUGACGACCUUAAUUGUUGGAGACUUUCUGUGCUGGCGACACAUUCCCCCUCUCCUC
Molecule: messenger RNA, 2124 nt
Organism: Cercospora beticola
Lineage: Eukaryota; Fungi; Ascomycota; Dothideomycetes; Mycosphaerellales; Mycosphaerellaceae
Biological process (GO): chromatin remodeling
Cellular component (GO): Ino80 complex; nucleus
Source: RefSeq, a predicted model, not a curated record